Messenger RNA from Globicephala melas (long-finned pilot whale), 6397 nucleotides. RefSeq names its product CKLF like MARVEL transmembrane domain containing 5 (gene CMTM5). NCBI's taxonomy places the organism in Eukaryota, Metazoa, Chordata, Mammalia, Artiodactyla, Delphinidae. Gene Ontology annotation, cellular component: membrane. The record is from RefSeq and is a predicted model, not a curated record.
AUUACUCAGCUCACCUCCCAGCUCAUCCUGGUUUCUCCGCGGACCUCCUCCUCCCCACGCUUCUCCCCUCUGCGGGAGGCGGGGUUGGGCUCCAAGUAAGGGGAGGGUUGACCACGCCCCCCUUGCCCGCGCCUCCCCUCCCAUGUGCUGCCUGGGGGCCAGUGCACGCACCAGCCGAGCACUCUGGGCAGCUGGGUGCAGGCCCUUCUGGGCAGCCGCCUUCCCCGGGGUCCCACAGCAGCCCUGCCCGCUUCACGUUCAGGUUUCUCGCAGUGCCUUCCUGCUCCUCUCUGCUUCCCCAUCCUGUCAGUUUUCCAUUUUCCUUCCUGGCUGGUGGCAGUGGGGGCUGUGUCCGGUGGGCCCCGUGGAGAUGCUCAGUGCUUGGAAUCGCCGGGACCGACCCCCUGAAGAGGGGGCAGCUGCGGGGCUCCAGGGCUUCACCGUGGACAAGACGUUCCUCUCGUCCCUCAAAGGCAUCCUGCUGGAAACUGAGCUGGCCCUGACCUUCAUCAUCUUCAUUUGUUUCACGGCCUCCAUCUCCGCCUACAUGGCUGCUGCGCUACUGGAGUUCUUCAUCACGCUAGCCUUCCUCUUCCUCUACGCCACCCAGUACUACCAGCGCUUCGAUCGGCUGAACUGGCCCUGUCUGGACUUCCUCCGCUGUGUCAGCGCCAGCAUCAUCUUCCUGGUGGUCUCCUUUGCGGCUGUGACCUCCCGGGAUGGAGCUGCCAUUGCUGCUUUUGUUUUUGGCAUCAUCCUGGUUUCCGUCUUUGCCUACGAUGCCUUCAAGAUCUACCGGACUGAGUUGGCGUCCAGGGCCACCCAGGGGUGCUCCUUCCAGAUGCAGGCCCCAGCACCCAAGCCCUGCCUGCACCUGAACUCUGGUCAGCAAGAGCGAGGCUCAGAGGCAGUGUCACUCCUCAUCGUGCAUUUUUUGCUGAGAAAGAAUUAAAGCUUGUUGACCUGGGACUCGGCGAUGUCCGCCCGCUCCUCUGCCUCAUCCAGCUCGUGCUGCACCUUGCGGAACUUGGACAGGUCAUCGUUGGCACGGACCGCGUCAUCCAGCUGGAUCUGGGUGUCCUGCGCAUCACGAGAGUGGGCGUGAGAGAGGCAGCUGGGCUCUGGCCCAUCAGGAGGCCGUCAGCUGAACUGGAUGCUGCGGAGAGCCCCUGGCGGUGGCUCAGGUGGGACCUGUGCCUGCGACGGCCCGGGGGCAGGAGGGAUCUGGUGCUGUGAUGGGACGCCACCCCCCAACUCGGCCACCGCCCCUCUCUGGGUGAGGUGACUUCCUGCUUCCAAGAGUCACCAGGGCCUCGUUGCGGCUGCGCGUCUCCGCGUCCAGGGAGGUCUGCAGGGAGUCCACCACCCGCAGGUGGUUGCGCUUCGCCUGCUCCAUCUCCUCGUCCUUCUCUGCCAGCUUCCGCUCCAUCUCUGCCUUGAUCUGGUUGAACUCCAGCUGGGCCCGCAGGAUCUUGCCCUCCUCAUGCUCCAGGGAGGCCUGGAGGGCCGCCUGCAGCUCCAGCUUCUCAGCCUCCAGCUGCUUGCGGACCUUCUCCAGCUCGUGGAUGGUCUUUCCACUGGAGCCCAGCUGCUCGGUCAGGUCGGAGAUCUCCUCUGUGGGAGGGGCGGGCCGCUCAGCUGGGGGCAGCCGGGCUCCAACGGGGGGCACGCCUCUAGGAGCCGCUGGGUGGCGCCACGUGCGGACCCUCCCUGCCCCGCCCCCGCCCCCGGCCUGGGCCCGCACCCUGCAGGUUCUUGUUCUCCCGUUUGAAGGUCUCCAGGUGCUCCAGGGACUCCUCGUAGGCGUUCUUGAGCUUGAAGAGCUCGGUGCUGAGGGAGCGCGCCUCCUUCUGCGAGGACUCCAGCUCCGACUGCGACUCCUCGUACUUCUGCUUCCACUCGGCCAGGAUCUGCGGGGACGGGACGCGGCUCACCGGGCAGCCCCAGCCCCACGUCCAGGGGCGCCCAGGCCCCUCUCCUGGGCUCAGCCUCCUCCCAGCCUCUGCCUCCUGGGAGGACGUUCCUGACUCCCGCCUGCCCGCCUGCUCUGGCCCCUGGCUGCGAGUCCCCAGCCUGGGCCCACCUUGUCGAAGUUCCUCUGCUUCUUGUCCAGGGCCGCGGCGGCCGCGUUGGAGCGCUCCACGUCCACCAUCAGGUCUUCGAUCUCAUUCUGCAGCCGGUGCUUGGUCUUCUCCAGCGAGGAGCACUUGGCGUUGACGGCCUCGACGGCCUCCUCGGCGUCCUGCAGCCUCUGAGCCAGCUUCUUCCUGCCCGGCGCGGUUGGGUGUAUGUGUGUCACUCUACCUGGGAACAGCGGGGCCUUGGGACGACCCCUCCCUGAACUGCCAGAUGAGGAGGGCCCGGCCCUCCCACAGAGCUCCUUGGGACACUGAGUAGCCCUUCAGACCCUGGAACCCCAGCCUCCAGGGAGCCAGGGCUUCGGGUGCCUAGAACAGAGGCUCUUCCCUAUGGGGAGCAGCUUCAGGGUGGCAGCCCUCACUUCUCCCCACCCAGGCUGAUCGGCGGUAGCUCCUCUGACCAACAAGCUUUUUGCUCGUCUUAUACGUGAGCAUCAGGUAUAACCCGGGCCAAAAGCUCGCCCGUCACAGGAAGUGAGUCAGGGCCAGCCAGGGUUCACUCAGAGUGCAGGAUCCCAGCUCCCUCGCAAGCACCUGUAUUGCCCACCACGUUUCUCCCCACCUCCUCUCUUCCACCUCAAAUCUGCCUCCCGUGCCCACUCUGCCUGUCUCUACCCAUGUCCUCUCGAGCCUUCCUCUCUUAGAAGCAGGGUUGGGGGCUGCCCAGGACUCACUUGGCCUCCUCCAGCUCCUCGGUCCUCUGGAUGGCGUCCGUCUCAUACUUGGUCCUCCACUGGGCCACCUCCGAGUUGGCCUUGGACAGGACGCGCUGCAGCUCGGCCUUGGCCUCCGUCUCCUCCUCGUAUUGCUCCCGCAGCAGGUCACAGUCGUGCCGGGCUGACUGCAGCGCGUGGGCCAGGGCGUUCUUCGCCUGGGAGGGGCGGCACCGGGAGGUGGGUUCAGCAUCUGGGAAGGUGGGAGGGAAGGCCCUGUCCCCAUUCUCCAGAUCCUUUUCAUAUCUAUGAACUUUAACCAAGCCCCGGCCUCCUUCAGGGUGAGGGCUGGUGUGGAAUCUCAACAUCUUAAGGUACCUUCCCAGUUUGCCCAUCCCUUCCAAAUAAGAAAGGAGGCACUCAGUGAUGUUCGGGUGUGGCUUAGCUGAAGAGUGGAAGAACCUGGCCUGGAGGUUUUUUCAUUAGCAGCCUCUCUGCAGCUUCCAGGCUCCAUUUCUGAGCUGCCUCUUGAGGUCCUCCAGCUGCUGGGUGUAGGAGAGCUUCCCUCGGGUCAGCUGCAAGAUCAGUGCCUCCUUUUCCUCCAGUUGCCGGGACAGCUCACCUGCAGGUGGGAACAAGGGUUUGUGGGCCAUGGAAGGGGGCAACUGAUGCUCUUCCGUGAGGCAGGCACAGGGCUGGUUAGGGGCACCCACCGUUCUCCGUCUGCAGCUUGGCUCGCUGGGUGGAGAAGUCAUUGAGGGAGCGCUGGGCCUCUUCUAGCUUCGCCCGGUACUCGUUGGCCUGGUCCUCCAGUGUCCGGGACACCUUCUCCAGGUUUGCCUUCAGGCGCUUCUGCUUCACGCGCUGCAGGUUGUCGAUCUGCUCGCCCAGCUCGGCCACGCUGUCGGCGUGUUUCUUGCGCAGGGCGGCCGCCGUGGCCUCGUGCUGCAGCGUGGCCUCCUCCAGGUCCCGCCUCAUCUUCUGAAACUCAGCCUCGCGCUUCUUGUUCAUCUCGAUCUGCACGGACGUGGCCCCGCCGGCCUCCUCCAGCCGCUCACUGAUCUCCUCCAGCUCCCGGGACAGGUCUGAGCGCAGCUUCUCCACCUUGGCCCGGGCAGUGCGCUCGGCCUCCAGCUCUUCCUCCAGCUCCUCGAUGCGCGCCUGGGCAGGGUAUAGGGGGCUCAGACCCACCGCCUGACCCCUCCAUCAGAGCCCCCUCCCCAGGGCUCUAGAAGGCUCCUGGCCAAAGCACCCAGGUCCUGCAGAGCAGUGGUUCUCACCAGGGGACAUUCUGUACCCCAGGGGACAGUCAACAAGUUUCUUCUGCAGCUGAAGGGCCAGUGCCUGCUCAUCCUCAAUCUUACUGUUCAGCUGAUUAACGUCAAACUCCUUCCUGGAGGAGAAGAGGGUGACAGGUCCAUGUUGCUCUCCUGGGUCAGCUUCAGGUCACCCUCCAGCUUCCGCUUGGCUCGCUCCAGGUCCAUGCGCACCUUCUUCUCCUGCUCCAGGGAUCCCUCCAGCUGGUGGAGAAAAGAAAAUGAACAGGAUGUAGGAAACCUGAGAUCCACAGUGCAUCCUCUUCUGCUCCCGUCUAAACCCAAAGUCCAAUGGGAUUGGAAGUCAAACCAGCAGAGUUAGCCCUGCAAGCAUGAAGCAUUAGAGACCCAGCCUAGUGAGGAACUGUAGAAAGAAAAGGGCCCCAGGGGUCAUGGAAGUUAGUUCUAGGGAUUGGGAACCCCUUGGCCAUUGGUGUUGCCUGAAAAAUCCCAACCUGAGAGGGAUGGAGCAUGGUUGUUACUACUCACAUCAUCCACCUGCUGCUCCAACUUGACCUUGGCCUUGGUCAGGGUGUUGACCUUGUCCUCCUCAGCCUGAAGGUCAUCCAGGGCCUGUUGGUGGGCCUCUUGCAGAGCUUUCUUCUCCUUGGUCAGCUUGGCAAUGAUCUCGUCCAGCCCAGCCAUCUCCUCUGUCAGGUUCUUCACCUGUUGACCAAGAACCCCAUCCCCUUUAGGGUCAAAGGUCACCAACCUAGAGACAUCUGUGGAGACCUCCAAUGCCAAGGACCUGGGCCACACUCAGGUCUGGGAAUCCUGAGGAGACACGGGCUGGAGCCAGAGGGAGCUGCCCUCACCUUGUUCUCUGUGGCGUGCUUCUCCUUCUCCACCUUGGCCAGCGUCAGCUCCAGGUCAUCAAUGUCCCUCUUGAGCUCAGAGCACUCGUCUUCCAGCUUGCGCUUCUUGGCCGUGAGCUCGGCGUUCAUCUCCUCCUCGUCCUCCAGCCUCUCGGUCAUCUCCUUCACCUUGGCCUCCAGCUGGAUCUUGUUCUUGAUCAGCUGGUCGCAGCGCUCUUCCGCAUCAGCCAGGUUGUCUUGUUCCUGGGAGAAGAGGACAGAGAGGAGAGAUCCAGGGUCUUAAAGAGAGCCAGAGCUCUGAGACUCAGUCCCUGGUGAUGAGAUGGGCUAUAAUCCAGGGGAGGGGAGAGGAGAAAUGGUCUCACGGCCUGCACUUGGAGCUGCAGGUCGUUCUUCUCCUGCAGCAGGGACACCAUCUUCUCCUCCAGCUCCUUGCGUCGAGCCUCCGACUUCUCCAGCGUCUCUUUGAGGCGCCCAAACUCCUCCUUCAUGGUGGCCAUCUCCUUCUCUGUCUCUGCACUCUUCAGCAGCGGUUUGAUCUUGAAGUAGAGCUUCAUCCAGGGCCAAUUCUUGACCCCCAUGAAGGCCCGAAUGUUCCACUGGAUUACCAGCAGGGCAUCCCUGGCAAAGAAACAUGGAGGCAGGGAAGGGCACUGUAAAAGAGCGCUUCGCAAUCAUGGGGCCAGCAGCACUCGGCUCCCAGCACAUCUAAGCAAGUUUGUAGGCACCUGACGGCAGGAACCCUGUCUUGUAGCCUUGAUAGGCAACCCCACCUCAGCAUAACCACACUGAACAUGGAGUUGCUCCAUAAAUAGUUAUUGAUUGAUCAAUUCAACAAAAGGGCAGUUUAUAUCUUCCUUACUGGAGUAUUAGUAGCUAUGGAAGCUACCACUUCCACAGUAGAAUGUCUACCACAGUAGAAUGUCUACCGUGUUCGGUGUUUCUAAUCUCAUAAGAACCUCAAGCAUGUUAAAAAUAUGAUAUUUUCCAUUUAGGAAUAUCUAUAAUAUAUGUGUAAGUUAUGAAGCAUGAAACAAAAUGACUGUCCAUGAACUCAUCACCCAAACAAGAACUAGAGCAUUGCCAUCGCUGAUUCUGCCUGUGGGCUCCACCCCAUCCCCUUUCCUGGUCCUUCCACCAGAAGCAGCCACUACCUCGAAUCUUGUGUUUUUUGUUUCCUAACUUUUUCAAAAAAUAUUUUAACCAUGUGUGUAUGCAUCUUUGAACAAUAUGCUAUUUUAAAAAUUAUUUCUGAGAUUUAUAAAAAUUGCAUCACACAAUAAGUAUCCUUCUGUGCCUUGCUUUUGUUUACUCAGCAAUAUGCUCUUAAGGCGCAAACGUAUUGUACCAUGUAGUUUUAGUUCCCUCCUUUUUCAUUGCUUUAUAAUAUUCCCCUGAAUGAGUAUACUACUAUUCACCCAUUCUCCUGUGGAUGAAAAUUCAAGUUGUUUCCAGAUCUUUGCUAUUUUGACCAA